CUGUAGACAUGUAUGCAUUGUUUACUACGAACUGUACUUAUGUUUUAAUUUACAAUAGCAAACACUCGUCUUCUCUUCUGUUCAACCGCACCCGUAACCCUUGCACCGUCCCCUGUAACCCGUAUAGUUAGUCGCGAUAUAAAUUCAUUCACAUACAGUCAGAAUGUUGAUGUCCGAUAGCCCCAUCUGCCUGUGGCCUCAGUGCAACGAGUUGUUCAUGUGCGUCGAAGAUCUCAUCCAACAUGUCGAGGAAGAGCAUGUUAUGAGCGAUAAAAAGUCAUCUAUUGACACCGCAUUCGACCUGCAGCGUCUGGACUCUGGGCUUGAAUUAGUACUAUCUCCCAUUGGAUUAGAUGCCGCCGUGAGCAUAAACGCAGCAUCGAACGCGAACGCUACCACGUUCGCGCAUACGGCAUCGUUGCCCACAUGCUUUACACAAUCGAUGGAGUUGUGUGGAACUAAUUCUAAUGUUGGUAAUAGUUAUAGUAAUUUAAGUACGGGGUAUGUAACCGCUAGGAGUGUUGAUUUGGAUUCCCCUGUCUCGCGGUUCAUCCACAUGUCGCAUGUGAGCCCCUACUUCACGGACGAGGAAAGAGCUGUGCGACGUAAACAACAGGAGUUGUGUCGAAGGCGCCCCAUCGGUACCCACGACUCGCUGCUGCUUGACGACGACUUCGCCGAUAUGGACUUGGACCUGCCACUGAGGAAACGACGCAAAUCUUCCGGUGUUGAUUCCGCUUAUGGAUAUGAUUUGAUCGAUACACAGCUAGGCUCGCGAUCGUUCUCUCCGGCAGACUCGGCCAUAGGUAGCCCUAUAUGUGAGGUACCAGUAAAGACAUCUCAGUUCGCCCACUCCAGUACAAAGUCAACAGACGCGUCCACCGCCGUUGUGCCCACCUCCGGUCUACCUGCCUGCUCAUGUACACCCACAGCUACCUGCGCUACAACUACUACAAGUGCGACUGUCUGUGAGUAUGCCUCUACGGCGACAUCCACGUGCUCGUCCACAUGCCCGUCCAGAUCGAGCACGCCAAUCUACUCCGCCCACGAAGACUCUGCGUCUAAAGAAAGUUCGACACAACCGGUGGUCAAAAAAUUGGACACCUUCAGCCGGGAAAUCAUUGCCGCGAGUUCGGCGCAGAUCGACCCCAGCGAGAAGAGACCUUACAGGUGUCCCGUGCCUUUGUGCGAUAAGCAGUACAAGAAUCUUAACGGAAUCAAGUACCACUCGCAGCACGGGCACACCAACCUGGGUCCAGAGCAGCAAGUGUACCAGUGUCACCUGCAAACAGAGAGCAACCCCAUCAACACCCGGUGUAACCAUACCGUCCGCAGUUCGGCUAGUAUGAAGGAGCACGUGAAGAAGGACCAUCCCGCUUUUGUAGAGCGUGUUGGAAGGGAACGCAACCCCCGUCCUUCGGUCAGCAAAGCGUCGACACAGGCACAGAAGGCUACCCUUCCAUCCGCGCAGAAGGCCGCUCUCACACAGACUCAGACGCAAGGUCAGACAGCUACCCCGGCUCAUGUAGUACACGCACUCGCUUAAGCACGCACGGCCAAGGUGCAGGUAUAGCACACCUUGGGUAUGUGUGUGUGUGUACGAGACUUGUACACGCGCAUUGAGAGCACUUCGGAAUAUGAGGUACCAGCUGCGAGAGACCCUGUCACAGGGCUGAUGUGUCUAUUUGCUAGCCAACGGUUUUAUGCCUCCAAGUGCUUGGCUUAGUUCAGAACCAACCGCCCUUUUAUACACCCUCCACCCCCUGAAUGUGUUAUGUAUAUACAUAUUAGAAGUUUCGACCGGAUCGAAGAAAAGACACAAAAACUCGGGGCGUGGAUACAAGGUGGGCUCGACAGUUAGAGCAGGGAAUUUAAAAUAGAUAUAAGAGUAUUCAUUUAACCAAGUUAAUGAGGUAGAUUUAAUACUACAUACACGUGCACGUCAACAACUUACGUGACCCGAUGAAAGUUCAAGGAUUGUUAAAUUGAUAUGAAUAAAGGACGUAAUCGAAAUUACAAG
This is a messenger RNA of Sphaeroforma arctica JP610, 2020 nucleotides long. RefSeq lists its product as hypothetical. Lineage: Eukaryota; Ichthyosporea; Ichthyophonida. Gene Ontology annotation, cellular component: nucleus. The transcript is spliced from 4 exons. The record is from RefSeq and is a predicted model, not a curated record. Bases 164 to 1546 code for a protein of 460 amino acids.